Molecule: messenger RNA, 1581 nt
Organism: Blepharisma stoltei
Lineage: Eukaryota; Ciliophora; Heterotrichea; Heterotrichida; Blepharismidae
Source: the annotation of a GenBank genome assembly
AUGGAAGCUUAUAAGUGUUUUAUCCCAACCUGCCGCUCUAAAGUUAUAUAUAUUUGCAAUUAUUUAUCAUCAGGUAGUUUUUUCUGUGCUACUCAUUUCGAUUCUCAUCUCAAGGAUUGUAAUAAAGAACACGAAAGUCUGCAUGAAAUCAAUGCAGUCCUUGAAGUCCUUCUGAAUGAAAAAAAUGAGCUUGAAAAGAAAAAACUAAAAAUUCAAGGAAUCACUAUAGACCCAGAUAAAUGGGAUUACAACGGUCCUAAGGAAAUUGACAAAGGAAUAGAAAAAAUUAAGGAAAUGUUUCAAUCAGCUUUAGAAGCUAAAAGUGUGAGAAAUUUAGAUUUACUUAUAUGAGAUAUAAUGGAGAAAACUCAGAAAAUAAGAGAAAAAUGCACAAAUUACUGCUGGGCUUAUUUCAGAAUUAAUUUCUUGCUCGAUAAAAUAAAUAAAAUAAUCUCUGAAAUUCCAAUUCAAGUAAAAAAUGAAUUUCAAUUUAUUCAAGAUAAUAAGCUUUGUGAGCUUAAAUACGACUCUACAUUUGAAGAAAUUAAGCAAAAAAUCCAAAAAUACCUUCUACCCUUUCAACUAGGGAUUGGCACUAUUAACGAAAUAAAUAGAUUCUGUCUAAUAAGCAGCUGAUUUAAAUCAAAAUAUGAGGGGUAUGUUGAGGAAUCCACUAAUAUUUAUAAUAAAACAAUUGGCUGCUUAGAGUCAUUACGGAUUGAAAGUAUAUGGGUUGAUUGAUUGCAAAAUUGUAUGUCUCAGCUAGAAAAAGCAUUAAGGAAAUUUUUAUUGCCAAUUCGUAAGGGAUAUAAAAUUUUAAUGAAUUAUUCCUUUUUCAAUCUAGAUUAUAUUCAGAAUUGUUUAUUAUCGAUUUUAAUAGACAGUCAGAUUUCGAAUUCCCUAACUAAUUUAUUUUUAUUACGAAAUCGUUUUUAUCUCUCAGAGAAAAAAAUUAAAAGCUACGAUGAAGAAAUUUUCGCAAAUUCACAAUUUAUGCCGAUAUUGAAAAACCCUACUAAUAAAUUAAUUCCACCAUGCUCAUUUGUGUAUUAUGACAGUACGGUUUAUUCCCUUCAAAAUCCUAAAAAUGAACCAAGAUCAUGGGUUUUAUGCAAACAUAAUUUAUUAAAAAAUACUAUGAAUAAAUAUAAAAUACAAUCAGAAAUGUGUUAUAGUAAUAUGAUUUUAUUCAAUAAAAGCAUUAUAUACUCCACAAAUUACUGAAGAAUAAUAAUGAAGUUUGAUUUAUUAAUAGACAGUUUCUCCUUGAUCCUAUAUUCAGAUUUAUAUUUUUCAGGAUCAAGAUACCUAGUUUCUUAUGGCUCCAGAGUAUAUAUAUUCGAAUUAUUUGGAUCAAUUUUUGAAUGUGAGGAAAAUAAUGAAUAUAAUUGAUUUAAAAUUGGAAAAACACCGAAAGAGUGGAUGCAUUUAAAAUAUAGUGUGUAUAAUGAUGGAGCACUUUAUUUAAAAUUCAUAACUACAUAUAGUUAUAAUAAGCCUUAUGAUAAGUCUGAGUGCAGUGAUGUUAAAAAUUAUUGAUAUAAGUUUGACCUUAACAAGAAAAGCAUAAUUAAAUUCUAA